AUGGCUUGCGGUUCCUCCAAAUGUCUCUACGACCGCAACGGUCCCGGCAGCGCUGCCACUUCGAUCGCCGAGUCCAUCAUCAAGCCCUCCGAGGCCACGGGCACCAAAACCAAGUGUAUCGAGUGUGGCGACUACGAAUGCUGCUGUAUCCCCUGCACCAUCCUGUAA
Messenger RNA from Fusarium fujikuroi IMI 58289, 168 nucleotides. RefSeq lists its product as uncharacterized. Bases 1 to 168 code for a protein of 55 amino acids. NCBI's taxonomy places the organism in Eukaryota, Fungi, Ascomycota, Sordariomycetes, Hypocreales, Nectriaceae. The record is from RefSeq and is a predicted model, not a curated record. The transcript has a single exon.